AUGUCGAAACACAACGUCCCUUCUGUUGUCGGUGGUGGCAUGCACCACCCGCACAAGACUGGCGGCAGUGCUCAUGGCUCUCCCCACAAGAUGAACAAGACGCCUUUGAAGAGCAACAUCACGAACAAAAUCAAACCAAGGCACGCGACUGAUGCUGAUAUUAGCGACGAUGAGAGUGGUGGAGAAGGCGGUGGUAGUAGUGCUACAGAGGACGCAACCACCACCAGCGAGGAUCCAGAUGAUUUUGCCCUGUCAAGCGCAACGCAGUCCCAGUCCCUUCGCGGAGCUGGGCAGCGUUUGGCAGGGCUGAAGUCCGGGCACGGUGAGCUCAGCGACACCGACAUGGACGAUGCAGCACAGGCUGUUGGCGGAGCAGAAGACGACGAAGCUGGAGUGAGCGAUGAUGAUGACUAUGCCGGCGUUGACAAUGUCAGCGACAGCGGCGAAGAGGAUCUUGGACUGAGCGGGAAUCAGAUACUACGGUCUGCAGAGCAGGAUCUAAUUCAAGAGUUCGAGAAGGCGGAGCAGCGCCGCAGUGCAAGCACUGUGACGAGAGAUCUCGAUGUGUUGGGUCUGGACGACUUCGACAUGGAUGCAAGGAGCCUCGGACUGCUUCAAAGCUCACCUGCACUUAGUGCCAUGCUAUUCGCCCCUGAGAUGCCCAGCAUCGACUUGAAUCAGGAUCCCUUCCUUGGACUUUCGCAAGAUGCCGACGAAUACCAACAGAUGUGGGGAGCGGCAGAAUCUUUGAUGUGGCGCAUGCCGGAGACGGCACGCAGCCGGGAGGGCAGCGAUCCGGCUAGUGGCACGCAGAAGCGUGUACGCUUUGAGAAGACACCCUCCAGCACUCCCAGCAUCAGCGAAGAUGAGGAUCCUAAUGAAGCAUUCCCUGACCUCUUCACCCCGGCGGACGACCCCAUCGUGAGCCAGCAAAUCGCUUUUGGUGUAAAUCACGACACAUUGCUCUCGCAGGGAGAUUGCAAUGACACUGACUCCUUUUAUGACUUUGAUGACGAGGAGGAUAAGCUCGCCUUCCAGAUAGACGAAGACAGCAACUCCAGUGAUGAAACAAGCACUUAUGACUCUGAGGACGAAGGAGAUACGACUGAUGAAGAGACGGCCGAAGAGCAGCUCGCCAAAUUAGACGAGAGAAGGCGUGCAGCUCGCAAGUCGGCGGGCCAGGAUCCAGCCACGCCUGCGCCUGUCAAGCAAGCAACGCCGAAGACACCGCGACCAGCAACACCACGUACCGCAAAUACACGAUCAUCCAACACACCACGUCCGCCUACUCCAGGCAGUGGUAGGGGCCCAAGAAGCGGCACCUUCCAGGCAGACCCAACCCGAGCUGCCGUCACCACAGAUCCAGCUGGUGGCAAGCUUAGAGUACAACCGCCUACCAAGCCCAUCGGUAAGGACAAAGAAUUCUGGGACCGUGCUAGAAGUGCGAUCGAUAGCCGGGAAGGCAGCCGUCGCAACUCCAUUCAGAUCAUGCGCAGCAACAGCAGCGAUAGCAUGCCGUCUCGCCCAUUCACCGCCAAGUCCACACUUGGGUCCAUGUUCGGUGGCAACCUCGAGUUCCUCCGGAACAAUGACGCGCACGGUAUUGGCCAGGACCUCUUCCCUCAAGCCAUGAGCCGACCCCAGAGCUCAUUCUCGUCUCUCACCGAGACUGAUGACAGUGCCAUGAACCCCCCUCAUCUGGACCUGGACAUGCAGGACCUAGUCAACAUGGACGACUCCGAUACUGAAGACAAUGGCAUGGACACUGGUGCCCUCGCCUCCCCCAUUGAGAUGUCCGACUCCUUCCACUCCGGCCGCGGACUCGAACGCCGUAGCUCGGACCUACUGGAGCACUUCAACCAGCACCGCGGCAUCAUCGGCUCUUUCCGUCAGAACCAGCAUUUCGUCAAGCAGGUCAGUUCGCAAGCUCUGCACCCUGCACAGCGCGCUUCUACCCACGAGUUCAACGCUCUCCAGAAAGGCCGCCGCGGUGCUGCGAACACGCCCAUCACACCUGUUCGCAAGAAGAAGCGGGCCAGCCAGGACGUCACGCCCAGCCAUGGUGGAGUGAGGAAGAGCGUCAACAGUCCGCUAUCCUCUCGUCGCCCACGCAGUCGCGGCAACUCGACCGCUAACGCGAACCUGCUGCAGACCUUCGCUCGGAACCCUUUCGACCCUUUCGAUGAAUAA
Saxophila tyrrhenica is the source of this 2190-nucleotide messenger RNA. RefSeq lists its product as uncharacterized. The record is from RefSeq and is a predicted model, not a curated record. The coding region runs from base 1 to 2190 and encodes 729 amino acids. NCBI's taxonomy places the organism in Eukaryota, Fungi, Ascomycota, Dothideomycetes, Mycosphaerellales, Extremaceae. The transcript is spliced from 2 exons.